UGCUGCUGCUGCUGCUUUGUCUGUCACCACAGCCGCUGCGUCGGUCUCCACUCUGCCACCACCGAUGAUGCCUUUCCUCUUUUGCUAAUCAGCUGGUCAUAAUGAGCUGGAAUAUUGACUGUUGAUCCAAAUAUGAGGGACCGUCAUGAUGAGAAUCGUACCAGGCGAUCAAAGAGAAAUUCUAGUAAACAACACUUUAACAAAGUAGUGGAUGGCCGCGUAUUUGGGGAUGUCGAUGAUGACUAUGCAUGGCUUCUUAGUUUCUUGACCGACACUAACGAACAGAGAAAAUCCUCUACGCAGGAAGUCAUUGCUGAAGAUGAAAAUGAAUAUGCAAACGAUAAAGAUCCUCAAUAUUGCAUGUUUUURAAGGAACUCACAGAAAAUGGCAAAUCGUAUAAGCUUAAAAUUUCCAGAAAUGAUGAGGCUGUAAAAUUUCUGGAGUAUGAAGAGCAGGACAAGUCAUAUGGGUAUGAUCUCCCAACUUAUACAAAUAUUAGCGUUGGUAACAGUGGAGAUAAAGUGAACUCCUCGGAAGAUAUGSGGGGUAGGCAAAUCAAUCAGAAGGUAAAACGGACUCUGCAUGGAAAAAAAGGGGAGGUUUCAACCACCAAAGAAAUCUCAAGGAAAAAAAAGAUUAAGGAGCAUACGUGUAUAUCAGAUCCUUUCCAUGAUGUCCCUGUGGACUCUUGCUACCGGUUGUUGCUAGAUGGUUGCAUACACUCUGAAUAUGGUGCAUUUGUCUAUGAAGGAAAACGAGUGAAUUAUGAAGAGAAGCCUACAAGUUCUGGUUCAGAUAUUCUGAUUUGGGAUAAUCUUCAGGAUUGCAGUGAAGUAAACAAUAAACAACAAAUAACUGCAAAAAAAGAACCAUCUCUAAAGGAGAAGCUCAUGCGUAUUCUUAGACAGCCAUACAAUCAGGAAGAGUAUGAAAAACUUUCAGAAUAUGUGGAGCAAGAAAAGCCAAUAUGCCGUCUUUUACCUUUGCGUUACAGGGCAAUAUCAUCUGCAUUGGAUGGUGUGACAAAGUCGGUGCUUGAUGACGUCCCUAGUAUUGCUGACCUGGUGGUCGCUGAUUUUGUGGUCUGAUACUAGGAUUGGAGGUAUUAUCAUCACAUUUGGUGUUCUUACUUUGCUGAAGCAACUUCUAUGAUUGUGGCAUGCUUGGAUAGCAGACUCAUUCAUCGGCUCAGUCAGGAAAGUUGCCAAGUUUUUCUAAGAAAUAUAAAAUUGCAAGACUUCUGAUGCUCCUGUUAUUCAGAGGUCAACCAUGAGAUAUUCUCUACUUUAUAGCCAACAACCUUUUAACAUGACAGAGCAGGAAACAACUUGCUGUCUCUUGUUAGAAUGCAUACUAUGCAUCUCUGGCCAUGACCAAUCUUGCUUACAAAAUGACUUGGGUCAGGGAGAGCCCGGAACACCAACUGACWAACUGAGGCGGCUAAAAACAUAUCAUGUAACCAAGUCUUUUGUGGGAGGAGCAAACAUAAAGAAGUCCACUACCUCAUAAUCAUAUAUAACCAUGUUAUGGGUUCAAUAACAAGCCUAUGAUCAGCUCGUAGACAUCUUGACCAAGUCACUGCAGAAACCCAACAUUAAUUUCACAUUCAUACCAUAAAUCUUUAUUAUCAACUAAACUAAUUACUAAGAAGUUCAAUUAUCUUCUAACAUUCUUUCUGGAACUAGGGAUGAAAUUCUUUAGAGRCAUUAUAUUUAUGGAGCCGAGUGACCUUUACUAGUAUGAUAGUUGCUUAUCGCUGGUUAGGGCAUCAUUUGUUCUGAUUAUAAAGAAGCGAAGGGUCGACUUUCUGAGUUCUCAUGUGAGUUGUGUCAGUUGGCAAGACACUCUCACAUGUCUCAUUCCUCUAGAAGAAUCAAUCAUGUAGAUGCUCUGUUCAAGUUUCUUUAUAUUUGCAACUUUUAAUUGCUUAUUUUCGUGCAUAAUCUUAUGGUUUUUCCUUCUAGAAACUCCCUUGUAUGCAUCUAGUU
Cynara cardunculus var. scolymus (artichoke) is the source of this 1989-nucleotide messenger RNA. RefSeq lists its product as uncharacterized. The transcript is spliced from 4 exons. Lineage: Eukaryota; Viridiplantae; Streptophyta; Magnoliopsida; Asterales; Asteraceae. Bases 133 to 1089 code for a protein of 318 amino acids. The record is from RefSeq and is a predicted model, not a curated record.